AUGCCGCGGAAGAGGGCAACUGCCAAGCCACUAUCCCAGCGGAGCCACCACGGCUGUCAGCGAUGCCGCCUGCAUAAGAUCCGCUGCGAUGAGGUCAAGCCAAGCUGUGGGUCCUGUACCUCUCGCGGCUAUGUCGACUGUGCCUUUCUGGUCGUGCUCAAGUGGGAGGCCGACUACAGACACGUAGGCCGCGCCUUCGGGAGGACCGGAGUGUGGUCUAAGGCUGGGAGGACCAUGGCCCAGCAGUCGCCGGUUAUCUGUCGGUCUGGCUUAAGCCGAGUCCCUUAUAUUCACCAAUCUGGCUUUUUGAACCUGGCUCUAAGUGACUUUGAAGACGGGAAGAAGGUAGGCGAUGAGGAACACCUGUUCUCACUCACCGCUUCAUCAACUCGAGGCUCGCUCAGCCCUGGCAAGGCAGCUCCUCAGAAUAUCACCAUACGGCCAGGUCCCAUACCCCGGAAUCCACAUGAUCCUCUCUUGGAGAACUUACACCUGGCGGAUCCGCCUCUUGUGUCUUACUAUCUACACCGGGUGUGCGCUCUUAGUGUUCCGUCCGCCGACUACACUACCGGAUCACCCUUUUCGGCCUUGCUGCUCCCCUUUGCCCUCUCAUCCUCUUCUCCAGCUCUGCUGCAUGCUUUGUUGGGUCUUGCUGCCUCCCAUCGGGCCCGCUUCGACAGCUCAUUCACUCCAACCGCCCUCAGCUUCUCAAGUUUGGCAUUGCGCUCAUUACGAACAUUACUGGCUUCCAAGACAUCCCUCGAAAUCGCGGUGGACCCGGAGACCCUGGUCCUGAUGAUGCUUCUCUGUCAGACUGAACUCAUCAAAGACGGUGACAGCCAUUGGGUCAUCCAUCUUCGUGGCGCCCGGAACCUCAUGUCCUUUCGAAGGCGGCAGCAGCAGCUUUCCUUGGCCGAAUCAACACGUCAACAAGAGCAUCCGUGGGAACCCGUAGUCACAUUCGCCGAGCGGUUCUUUGCCUUUUGCGAUGUCAUGGGAAGGACAGCCUGCGGAGAGGAGCCGAUCUUUGGAAACGACUUUUGGAGUAUCCAGGAAAGUAAGGUGGAUCUUUGGAUGGGAUGCUCGCCACAUCUCGUCAGUAUCAUCAGCACCAUUGCCGAGCUGAGCUGGAAGUACCACGGCCGAAGUCCAUCACACGACGAGCAAGAGGAGCUUGAACGCCAACGCAACCAGCUGCAAGACCUCCUCCAGCAACCAGAUCUAGGCCUGAUUGCCGCUGAAGCAGGCGACGACGGCAUUCUUCAGCGCUGCGUUGAGUUGAAGCGACUCACUGUGGACUUGUACCUACACGCAGCCUUGGCGAACACAACACCGGUUACAUCGACCAUUCGACAAAGAGUACAGAAGAUUCUACGCCUCGUCUACGACUUGCUGCACCUGGGCGUAAAGUCUGGACUGGCCUGGCCACUAUUCAUGGCGGCUUGUCAGCUUGACCCGGAGGAAGAGCUAGAAUGGACAACAGGUGAGGGCGAGCGGAAGGACGACGUUCCUACCUACGCUCGCCCAUUUAUCCUUUAUGCUCUAGAAAAGCUUUCGGAAUCUCUUUUCAACGUCGACCGGACGAGGGCAGUAAUCGAGAAAGUCUGGAUGAAGAGAGAGUCCUCACGUUUGUUGAGAGGCCAAAACCGCCCGCUGGUGUCGGGUGCCUUUAACGACUGGGCUCGUUUUGUGGCGCCGCUCUGUCAUAAUAUUAGUCUGGCCUGA
Molecule: messenger RNA, 1725 nt
Organism: Ilyonectria robusta
Lineage: Eukaryota; Fungi; Ascomycota; Sordariomycetes; Hypocreales; Nectriaceae
Product: fungal-specific transcription factor domain-containing protein
Exons: 1
Coding region: 1-1725 (574 amino acids)
Biological process (GO): positive regulation of transcription by RNA polymerase II
Cellular component (GO): nucleus
Molecular function (GO): zinc ion binding; DNA-binding transcription factor activity, RNA polymerase II-specific; transcription cis-regulatory region binding
Source: RefSeq, a predicted model, not a curated record